CCAUCAUCAAAACCAUCAUCAAAACCACCAUCACCACCAUCAUCACCAUUAUCAAAACCAUCAUCAAUCAUCAUCAAAACCACCACCAUCAUCAUCAAAACCACCACCAUCAUCAUCAAAACCACCACCAUCAUCAUCAAAACCACCACCAUCAUCAUCAAAACCACCACCAUCAUCAUCAAAACCACCACCAUCAUCAUCAAAACCACCACCAUCAUCAUCAAAACCACCACCAUCAUCAUCAAAACCACCACCAUCAUCAUCAAAACCACCACCAUCAUCAUCAAAACCACCACCAUCAUCAUCAAAACCACCACCAUCAUCAUCAAAACCACCACCAUCAUCAUCAAAACCACCACCAUCAUCAUCAAAACCGUCAUGACCACCAUCAUCAUCACCAUCAU
Messenger RNA from Acanthisitta chloris (rifleman), 404 nucleotides. RefSeq names its product salivary glue protein Sgs-3-like. The record is from RefSeq and is a predicted model, not a curated record. The annotation marks the transcript as partial. Lineage: Eukaryota; Metazoa; Chordata; Aves; Passeriformes; Acanthisittidae. The transcript is spliced from 2 exons.